Messenger RNA from Xenopus laevis (African clawed frog), 920 nucleotides. It is a transcript of the gene ppp1r17.L, whose product is annotated as protein phosphatase 1 regulatory subunit 17 L homeolog. Gene Ontology annotation, molecular function: protein phosphatase inhibitor activity. The coding region runs from base 249 to 698 and encodes 149 amino acids. Lineage: Eukaryota; Metazoa; Chordata; Amphibia; Anura; Pipidae. The transcript is spliced from 6 exons. The record is from RefSeq and is a predicted model, not a curated record.
UUUGCAUAGCAUUCAGCUACAUGAUUUUGUCCUGAGGAGGCAAGCUCUGGGGAAAGCUCUGAAAUGAGCACAUGAGAAAGUGAACUAAACAAUCAUACAGAUAGAACACGCCCUGGUGUGCACAAUCGACUGUUACAGAGUGAAAAAAACAAAGGCAAAAUCAGUGGAGAGACCUUCUCAACAGGACACAGGCUGAAAAUUUACUCCUUCAUAGGUUCCAACACACAUCUGAGCUGAAAAAAAAAUCAAUGAUGUCAACCGAAUGUGCGCCUCCACUAGAUAUCUCGGAAGACAGAUUGAAUAAGCGGGAACAGCACUGCAAGCUUUUAGACAAUCUUUCUGAGCAACUGAUAAGAAGCUGUGAUAUUCAAAUGAAGUCAAGAAAAGGCAAAAGUGCUCAGGUGCUCCAUAGCGUGGAGCUAGAACAGAAACUGCCGCGCAGAAAAGACACGCCUGCUUUAAAUCAACCCCCUGUUAUAGCAGAUUUUUCGGAGAGAUUGUUACAAAAGUUUGAUGCAAUGGAAAAACAGCAAAAGAAUCAACCCAUGACAUCUGUCCAUAAGAACGAGCAGGGGUUGAAGAAACCAAGGAGAAAGGAUACACCAGUAUUAAAUACAAUCCCUCUUCUCCCAGGAAAAAGAUUGGUCAAAGAAGGAAGAAAAACAAUUAUUCCAGAAGAUGAAGAAAAGGAUGGAUAAGGCUGCAGUUUAUUAACAUGCAUAACUUUUACUAUUAGUGGCCUCAUUUACACAGGUGGUGGUAGUGUGGUAGUCUUGGAUAAACAAAGUGUGACACAAACAUUUUAUAUCUCUUUUUUACUGUGAUGUGUGCAUUUGUUUUUACUUCAUUGUGUAAUGAAAUGAUAAUGGUUGUAACCAAAUAAUGUGUGGGAACCUUUUCCUUAAUAAAAGCAGCUUUAU